Molecule: messenger RNA, 2154 nt
Organism: Xenopus laevis (African clawed frog)
Lineage: Eukaryota; Metazoa; Chordata; Amphibia; Anura; Pipidae
Gene: chrna9.L
Product: neuronal acetylcholine receptor subunit alpha-9
Exons: 5
Coding region: 1-1581 (526 amino acids)
Source: RefSeq, a predicted model, not a curated record
AUGAAUGAGACAUCUGAAGAGCCUGAAACCAGAGAACAUGUCUGUGUGCAGGACUUGUCAUUGAACCAUGACAUUCCCAGAUCACCUUUUGUAGGUCGGAUGCUCUCUAAGCAGCAGCUGCUCUCCAGUUACAGAACAUUGGAUGUUCAAGUUGUACGUGGAGGUGCUGAAUCAGCAAAAGGAAAAUAUGCCCAGAUGUUAUUUAGAGACCUAUUUGAGGACUACUCAAAUGCACUGCGUCCAGUAGAAGAUACUGAUACAGUACUAAAUGUCACCCUACAGAUUACUCUUUCCCAGAUCAAAGACGUUGAUGAAAGAAAUCAGAUCUUGACAGCAUACAUUUGGAUAAGAUUAAGCUGGUACGAUGCUUACCUAAAGUGGGACAGAGAUGAGUAUGAUGGCCUUGAUUCUAUCCGUAUUCCCAGCAACAUGGUUUGGAGACCAGACAUUGUGCUGUACAACAAGGCAGAUGAUGAAUUUUCAGAACCGGUCAAUACAAACGUGGUCCUAAGAUAUGAUGGGAAAAUCACUUGGGAUUCACCGGCCAUCACAAAGAGCUCUUGUGUUGUUGACGUCUCUUAUUUCCCCUUUGAUAACCAGCAAUGUAACUUGACGUUCGGCUCCUGGACCUACAACGGCAAUCAGGUGGAUAUAAUCAAUACUAUGGACACCGGGGACCUGUCUGACUUUGUGGAAAAUGUUGAAUGGGAAAUGCACGGCAUGCCAGCAGUGAAGAAUGUAAUUACCUAUGGCUGCUGCUCCGAUCCAUACCCCGAUAUCACCUUCACUUUGAUCUUGAAGAGGAGAUCUUCUUUCUACAUCUUUAACCUGCUAAUUCCCUGUGUCAUGAUAUCCUUCCUGGCUCCCUUGGGUUUCUAUCUACCUGCAGAUUCAGGGGAAAAGGUUUCGCUUGGUGUCACUGUCCUGCUGGCCCUUACUGUAUUUCAGUUAAUGGUUGCAGAGAGCAUGCCUCCAUCUGAAAGUGUUCCUCUUAUAGGAAAAUAUUACAUAGCAACUAUGACCAUGAUCACAGCCUCCACUGCACUGACCAUCAUCAUAAUGAACAUUCACCUCUGCGGACCAGAAGCAAAGCCCAUCCCUCGGUGGGCCAGGAUUGUGAUACUGGACUACAUGUCCAAGAUAUUCUUUGUUUAUGACGUCGGUGAGAACUGCACCAGCCCACAGAGUGACUCGGAUACAAAAUCUAAUGGAAGUGUUCCCUGUUACGAUGAUUAUGAGAAAGAGCAAGAGGCUUAUAGUAGCUUGGGUUGCCCUGUCUCAGCCAGUGGUAACUUGUCUUGUGACGUUGACAUUAACAAAAAGUUAAACGGACACGUUGGAGGACAUUAUGGCCUACAAAGGGAGAUUCCAGAAACUCACUGCUGUACCCACUGCAACCGCUACAGAAUCCUCACAAAUAACAUUGAAUAUAUCACUAACUGGUACAAGGAACAGAAAGCAAUAAGUGCUAAAGGAAUAGAGUGGAAAAAGGUGGCGAAAGUCAUGGACAGGUUCUUCAUGUGGGUCUUCUUUAGCAUGGUCUUUUUCAUGAGCAUUUUGAUUAUUGCCAAGGCAGUGUGAUUCUUCUUGGCAGCAGUGAUAUAUUUAGAAUAGAACAGUUUCUCCUUAGGUCUCUGCAAAAAUAAUAUCUUAUAUAUUAUCUUAUAAAUGAAAUGGUAAUGGCAUCUUCAACUCUCUACAGUGAGCUAGAUGCAUUCAAUUCUAAAUGAAUUAAUAACUUUGAUUGUGAACCUCCCAAAAAAUAACAGGCUGCUUAGGCAUGUUUGGGGGGGGGGGGGCUGCUGACGAAUUCUUCUAAGUAGAGCAAAGUGUGGAGUAGUUUAGUAGCUGAUAACCAAUAUUCCAAAGCUUUAUAACGAUAUAAGGCUUCUCAAGCAAAGGACAUUGCACUUCUGCUUUUGCACCACACAGCAAGUGGAUCAUACUACACUAUUUUAUAUACAUGACAUGAAAUAUGUAGCAACACUGCACCAGGGCCAUAUAUAUAGCUGUGCCCAUGGUAAGGUGAACAUAUACAUUAUUUUUCUCCAUGAAGUCUAUGGGGCUCAGUUAUAAACACUGGACACAUUUUCACCGGGGUAGUAACCCAUAGUAACCAAUCCGUGCUUAGCUUUAUUUAGUUAGCUGCAGGCU